This is a messenger RNA of Scophthalmus maximus (turbot), 8302 nucleotides long. RefSeq names its product CLIP-associating protein 1-A. Gene Ontology annotation, biological process: mitotic spindle assembly. The coding region runs from base 373 to 5211 and encodes 1612 amino acids. The record is from RefSeq and is a predicted model, not a curated record. Gene Ontology annotation, cellular component: mitotic spindle; microtubule organizing center; spindle microtubule. Lineage: Eukaryota; Metazoa; Chordata; Actinopteri; Pleuronectiformes; Scophthalmidae. Gene Ontology annotation, molecular function: microtubule binding; kinetochore binding. The transcript has 42 exons.
GUUGUGUCUCCGUGAAUCGCAGUCGACCGCCGGUGAUGAACCCGCCGCGGCUCGCAGACUCCGACAGGAGCUCCACGGUCCGGGCACAGGAAGUUUGAAAGUACCGGGUGGAGCGUUGUACCCGCCGGGCUGCGAUGUGAGAGUCACGGAGGAGGCAGCGUCGCAGCUUUUCACUUUUAUUUUCUGCCUGUGGGAAAAACGAGUCCAUCCGUGAAGAGAACGAUGCAGAGCAGAGCUCCACACCGCGGGACAUCAUGGAGCCCACUCCUCCUCCUGUAGCCGCCCCACACGCACCAUAACCGGGGUGUGAACGGGCCCGUCAGCUCUGCCGGACCGAACCCUGAGGACAGAGCCCGCUGCGGGUCUGCAGCCAUGGAGGAGGAGGACGAGGAGGUGGGGGUCAGCAUGGAGUACCUGCUGGAGCAGGCGCUGCAGAAGGACCUGGCCAAGAGGCUCCAGGUGGGACAGGAGAUCGUAGAGCUGGUCCUGGACCCGAACAGGUCCCCCGAGCUGGAGCAGGACCAGGGCUCGCUGGACAGGAUGGUGGACGCGGUGGCGAGCUCCUGGGUGAACUCCAGCAACUUCAAGGUGGUGCUGCUGGGGAUGGACGUCCUUUCGGCUCUGGUCACUCGACUGCAGGACAAAUUCAGGACGCAGGUUGGAACCGUUCUGCCGAGUCUGAUCGACCGACUCGGCGAUGCCAAGGACCAAGUCAGGGACCAGGACCAGGUUCUUCUGCUGAAGAUCAUGGACCAGGCUGCCAACCCACAGUUUGUGUGGGAGCGAAUGACGAGCGGCUUCAAACACAAGAACAACCGGACCAGAGAGGGAAUCUGCCUCUGCCUCAUCUCCACCUUAAACGUGUUUGGAUCUCAGAGUCUGACGCUCAGUAAAAUAGUUCCUCACAUCUGUAACCUGCUCGGAGAUCCCACCAGUCAGGUGCGUGACGGCGCCAUGUCGUGCCUGGUGGAGAUCUACCGCCACGUGGGAGAGCGAGUGCGAAUGGACCUGGGGAAGAAAGGUCUGCCUCAGUCACGACUCAACGUCAUUUUCAGCAAGUUCGACGAGGUUCAGCGGUCGGGGAACAUGGUGCUGUCACCGGUGUCAGACAAGAACUUCGAGGAUGAUGACUCUGUGGACGCCGGACGCUCCUCGUCCUCGUCCAAAGGCGCCUCGGUGUCCGGGAAGAAGACGGUGAGCAUGGGUUCGUUCCGACGCCCCGCCUCCAGCUCCGCCUCCAGCUCCAGGUCUGCAGGGCGGGACGCCUCAAGCUCAGGCGCUGGAGCCGUGGACGAGGACGACUUCAUCCAGGCCUUUGAGGACGUUCCCACGGUGCAGAUCUACUCCAACAGGGAGGUGGACGAGGCCAUGACGAAGAUCCGAGACGUGCUGUCGGACGACAAGCGGGACUGGGAGCUCCGGGUGGCGGCUCUGAAAAAGGUGCGUUCGCUGAUCCUGGCCGGAGCGACGGAGUUCGAUGGCUUCCCGCAGCAGUUGCGGCUCAUGGAGGCGGCGUUCAAGCUGUCGGCCAAAGACUUGCGCUCGCAGGUGGUGAGGGAGGCCUGCAUCACUCUGGGCCACCUGUCGCAGGUGCUCGGCGGGCGGUUCGACCACGCGGCGGAGGCCGUCAUGCCAGCGCUCCUCAACCUGGUGCCCAACAGCGCCAAAGUCAUGGCCACGUCCGGCAUCGCUGUCAUCCGCCUCAUCCUGCGACACACACAUUAUCCUCGUCUGAUCCCGAUCAUCAGCAGCAACUGUACGGCAAAGUCUGUGGCUGUACGCAGACGCAGCUUUGAGUUCAUGGAGCUGCUGCUGCAGGAGUGGCAGACCAGUUCCCUGGAGAGACACUGUACCGUUGUCAUGGAGACCAUAAAGAAAGGGAUCCACGAUGCCGACGCCGAGGCUCGAUCCGUGGCCAGAAGGUGUUACUGGGGUUUCCACGGUCACUUCAGCCGGGAGGCGGAGCAUCUGUUUCAGGGCCUGGAGUCGUCCUAUCAGAAGGCUCUGCUUGCUCACCUGAAGAGCGGCGACUGUGUGAUGUCACUGCCCGCCUCCGACCGCUCGUCCUCCUCAUCUCAGGAGAGCCUCAAUCGACCUCUGGGUGUAAAAAGUUCAGCAGGAAGCACAAACAGAUCUAAACCCGGCCACACCUCCAGGACUCCUGCCGCCGCCUCCUCUCCGGGAUCCCUGCAGCGCUCUCGCAGCGACGUGGACGUCAACGCCGCCGCCACGGCCACGGCCCGCACCAGGCUGACCGCCGCUCCGUCCAUUGGUUCGCCCUUCAGCUCGGCCUCAGCACUUCCCCCCGGGUCCUACGCUUCCCUGGGUCGAGUGCGAACGCGGAGGACGAGUUCAGGAAACAGUCCGUGUGUGACAGACAGCCGCGGUCGCAGCCGAGGGAAGGUCGUCUCCCAGUCUCAGCCCGGCAGUCGCUCAGGUUCUCCGGGUCGACUGCUGAGCUCCACCUACGUCAGGAUCCCGAAGCCGACGAUGGGCGCCGCCGCCGCCAACAGCCUGAGCCGACCACGAGGUCACCGCAGCCAGGGCUGCAGCCGGGAGACCAGCCCCACCAGAUCUGGCCUGGCCCGGAGUCGAAUCCCGCGGCCGAGCAUGAGUCAGGGCUGCAGCCGCGAAACCAGUCGCGAGAGCAGCCGCGACACCAGCCCUGCCAGGGGUUUCUCCCCCCUGGCGACUCGCCGUCACUCCCGCUCCACCAGCGCCCUGUCCUCCGCAGAGUGCUGCUCAGACCGACUCGCCCAUCAGGCUCGGAUCUCGGCCUCCGUCAAUGCCAUGAAGAUCCUGGACACCGGCACCGAGGUGGAGGCUGCGGUCGCAGAUGCUCUGCUCUUAGGAGACUCGAGGAACAAGCGGAGGCCCGUGCGGCGGCGCUUCGAGUCCCCGGGCAUGUACUCGGACGACGACGCCAACAGCGACGCCUCCAGCGCCUGCUCGGAGCGCUCAUACAGUUCACGCAACGGCGGCGCAGGGACGCACUACCUGCGCCAGAUGGAGGACGUGGCAGAGGUGCUGAACCACUGCGCCAGCGCUAACUGGUCCGAGAGGAAGGAGGGGCUGCUGGGCCUGCAGAACCUGCUGAAGAGCCAGAGGACGCUCAGCCGAGUGGAGCUGAAGAGACUGUGUGAGAUCUUCACCAGGAUGUUCGCAGACCCUCACAGCAAAAGAGUGUUCAGCAUGUUCCUGGAGACUCUGGUGGACUUCAUCGUGCUGCACCGGGACGACCUGCAGGACUGGCUCUUCGUGCUGCUCACCCAGCUGCUGAAGAAGAUGGGUGCCGACCUCCUGGGCUCCGUCCAGGCCAAAGUCCAGAAGGCCCUGGAUGUCACCAGGGACUCGUUCCCGUACGAGCAGCAGUUCAACAUCCUGAUGCGUUUCAUCGUGGACCAGACGCAGACCCCCAACCUGAAGGUGAAGGUCGCCAUCCUGCGCUACAUCGAGGCCCUGGCUCGCCAGAUGGACCCGUCCGACUUCGUCAACUCAAGUGAGACGCGCCUCGCCGUGUCGCGCGUCAUCACCUGGACGACCGAGCCCAAGAGCUCUGAUGUCCGCAAGACCCUCCACAACUGGGCAGGGGAGGAUUUCUCAGGCCGACCCAGCACCGUGGCCUCUCUGCCUGGGGAGGGCAACCUGGAGGAGAGGUGCAAGCAGGCGGCCCAGGUGGUGCUGAUCGCCCUGUUCGAGUUGAACACUCCGGAGUUCACCAUGCUGCUGGGAGCGCUGCCCAAAACCUUCCAGGACGGGACGACCAAGCUGCUGCACAACCACCUGAGGAACGCCAGCGCCAACAGCGGCAUCGUCAUGGCGUCUCCAUGUAACUCGAUGGGUCGGACACCUCCUCGACAACCAGGCAGCCGCAGCAGCCCGAUGACAUCACCCACCAACUGCUCCCACGGAGGACUGUCCCCCAGUCGGCUGUGGGGUUGGAGCGCAGAUGGACUCUCCAAGUUCCCUCCUCCACCCUUCCCCUCUUCCCCUCUUCCUCCGCCCACUUCUCACUCCUCCCUCAAGUCCCUGCGGCGAGCUUACUCACCCAGCAUGAUGGAGUACGACAGCGAGAACCUGAACUCGGAGGAGAUCUACAGCUCGCUGCGCGGCGUCACAGAGGCCAUUCAGAACUUCAGCUUCCGCAGCCAAGAGGACCUGAUGGAGCCGCUGAGGCGCGAUGGCAAAAGGGACGCCACGCUGGGAGUCGGAGCGUCGCCAGACUCCGACCUGCUGGAGGGCGGACGCACGGCGCUGGACAACAAGACGUCGCUGCUGAACACUCCCUCGCCACGAUCCUUCGCCGGCCCGCGCUUCCGCGACUACAACCCCUACAACUACACGGACGGCGUCAGCUCGCUGGACAAAGCCGCCCUGAAGGAGGCGCUGUACGAGGACGGCGUGGAGCAGCUGCGAGAUGGCCGGCAGGACUGUGUGGAGAACAAGAUCCAGAAUCCUAAAACCUUCCCGGGGGGCGCCACAGAGCAGCUGCAGCUGGUGGGGGAGCUGCUGAAAGAGCUGUCCCAGGGCCAGGCGGGGGAGCGGGGCCCCGAGGAGCGGCGGGGGACCCUGCUGGAGCUGUUGAAGGUGGUGCGGGAGGACGGCCUGCUGGUGUGGGAGGAGCACUUCAAGACGCUGCUGCUGCUGCUGCUGGAGACGCUCGGAGACAAAGACCACACGAUCCGAGCGCUGGCGCUGCGAGUCCUGAAGGAGAUCCUGAAGAACGAGCCGCUCCGCUUCAAGAACUACGCCGAGCUCACCAUCAUGAAGACGCUGGAGGCUCACAAGGACUCGCACAAGGAGGUGGUGCGGGCGGCGGAGGAGGCGGCCUCCACCAUGGCGAGCUCCAUCCAGCCGGAGCAGUGCAUCAAGGUGCUCUGUCCCAUCGUGCAGACGGCUGACUACCCCGUCAACCUGGCCGCCAUCAAGAUGCAGACCAGGGCCAUCGAGCGCGUCGCUAAGGAGCCGCUGCACCAGCUGCUGCCGGACGUCAUCCCGGGACUCCUGCAGGGCUACGACAACACGGAGAGCAGCGUGAGGAAGGCGAGCGUCUUCUGCCUCGUGGCCGUUUACUCCGUGAUGGGCGAGGAGCUGAAGCCGUACCUGGCCCAGCUGACCGGCAGCAAGAUGAAGCUUCUGAACCUUUACAUCAAACGAGCUCAGACAUCGACCAGCAACAGUAGCAGUUCUUCCGACAUCUCGUCCUACUGACUCGCUCCGAUCAGCUGACCUCACCUCCCCUCGCCGCUGAGGGGAUCCGUCCGCUUCCUUUCCCUCCACCUCCGCCGCUGACGGACAAGCUCGGAACGUCUUCCCGCCCUCUUUAAAUUGUAGGUCAUGUUUGUUUUCCGGAGGUGAAGUUGCAGCUUAGACGUUUCCUGAAGAACCAGACUUUUUGAACCCGAACCUCGAGUCUCCGACGUGCUGUCACUCCUCACUUCCUGGGUGAGGUGAGUCAACGUAGCGACGACGAGGACCGUCAGUAUUUUAUUCAUUUUAAUAAACAACAUGUUUUUGCUUUGACACAUCAAAACCUUAUCGUGUAUUGAAUGUAAAGAGAUUUGAAUGACUCACCUGUUGCCCGUCACCCGUUUCACCAUCCUCGCUCCUGCUGGAUAAAUCAGAAAGAAAAUCCUCUCUUCCAGGUGGAAUAUGUGGAAAAAAAAUGUGAAAUUCCAAGUUUCUAUGAAAUGUUGAAAUGAUCAUGUGGCGGGCCAGUGAUUGUCAGAGGUUUAAAAAUAAAAAAAUUAAAUUAUUUUUAGGCCAAAAAACCAGCAGAGACUAUCAGUGUUAUUAGUUACCAUGGAAACGAAAUGGGGGCAUUGAGGAUUAAACCACUUGAGCUUUUUUACGUGUGAAGGAAACUGUUCCGUCUGAUCAGAUUUUAAAUUUUAAAUUUGAAAAAAUCAAUAGAUUCUCUAAAGAUCUCUUAAUCGGACCUGGAUUGAAAAAUGUAAAAAAAAAAAAUACGAUAAAUCUCUUAUUUUUAAGUUAUUAUUUAAAAUGGCUGUUGAACAAGAGUUCGCUUCAUUAGCUUCGUUAGCUGAACUCGCUGUUACGUAACAAAACAUCACACCUCAGUCAGUUAUUAAUCAUAUUCACAGAAUGACAUCUUUGAUUAUCGAGUCAAUUCUGUAAUAUCUUAAUAAAAACUGAGCUAAACUUUAAUUUCUCUGAAUCUGUUCAUGUAGACAAUUAAUUUGUGAUUUUUUUUUAAUUAUAAUUUCCUUGUUAUUUAGUUUGUAAUUUGACAUGAACUAUCUUUUAUCCUGAGAUUUAAUCCCUCAGCUGCUUCUCCUCAACGUUAAUCUGUAAUUUCACCACAUACAGUUUGAAAUAUUAGAUUAUAUUUGAUUUUUAUGUUGUCUUUGACGUCCACACUGUAAAAAAUAACGACGACUCACCUAUUGGUUGAUUUCCAUUUUUCAAUCCAUCACCGCGAAGAAGAAUAAUCUUUCUAUUAUUGAUUGAAGUGGAAAAUUAAACUGAUCCAUAAUAAAUAUAAAGAAAUAAGAAGGAAAAAAUUUUUAAAAAAAAUUAAUCUAUUGAUUAUUAUUUUUUUCCCUGCUGUCAAGUUGAAGACUACUUUAAUAUUUAUAUAAGUUAUAUUUCACUACACGUGUCAGGAUGAAGGUUCCAGCGUCUCGUCAGUGUUUAGACUCUUUGUGCAGGAAGCUGAUCAUCAGGUUUAGUGAUCCUGAUAAUCAGGUUUAAUUGAUCCUGAGGCUGUUUGAAUGUAAACAGAAUCAGAUUGAAUGUACAGGAAGUGACUUUAAGACUUCCACCUCUGAUGUCGUCACGGAGACGAAGCAGCGACGACGCGCCGCCCUUUAAGUUAACGGGCGUUGACGAGUCGGACACGAGCAAUAAACCACUGAACAUUUCUUCCUCUCGCUGGUCAACGAAACGUGUCAUUACUAAUAUUAUUAUCAUCAUAACAUGUUACUGCUGCUUCUCAUACUAACAACGCUCUCAUAACUCCAGUGUGACUCUGCUGCUAAGCACCACCCGUGCGUCGCCGCACCAGGCGAGUCCAAACAAACGCUCCAGGAUCAGUUCCACGUUUCAUUUUCCUGCCGAGAAUCAGACGAAAGAUUAACGAUAAAAAUAAUUGACCUGUUGUUUUUUAUCCUUUUUACUUUAACUUUUCUGUUUUCACUUCUUGUCUUUGAUUUUCUUUUUCUUUGUUUCUCCUCUGUGAAAGUCGUCUGUUUUGAAAGGUGAUAAAUACAUAAAGUUAUGAUUAUGAUCUUAGGGACUGUGUAAAAUCACUGAGGUGGUGAAGGGACCGUGCAAACACUAAGUCCUGCUUUAUUAUUAUCUUUUUAUAAAAGAAAGAUUCCAGCUCAUGAUGCGAAGGGAACAAUAUUUAGUUAAUUGAACCGGCGACGAGUCAUUCCAUGAAGCUUCAGUCUGAAGCCGUUUCCAGAUGUGAAAAUGUCCGUAACCCAAAUUUCCAGACAUUUACCUGAGUUCCUGUUCAUAUGUUACGUUGAUCUGUGGCGCUCAAAAAAAAUGUUUUGAUGAAACUUGAAUCUUUACUCUUGUGAUUAUUUUAAAUUAAAUUCAAAGGAUGAAAUAGAAAAAAAUAUAUGUUUUGGAAAAUGUAUUUUAAAAAAGAAAACAUUUUUCUUUUUCCUGAUUUUUAUUUAUUUGACCAAACCGCAGAGUCGUGCAGCUUCUCCUCUGAUUCUUGGCAAGAAAGAGAAUUAAACAAGUUUCUUUGAAAUAAUAAAUAUGUUUAAUGUGACGUGUGAAUCCAGAAAGUGAAGGAUUGUGGGACUGAACACUCCCAGGCGUCGCUGUUCGUCCGACAUCACUUCCACCAUCUUGACUCUGGACUGAAUGUCGUCUCCAUGUCAUCCAGCGAUCCAGAGAAAAUCUUUAUUAUUUCCUGUUCAGUGACGUAAACGUCUGAACUACAUCUGCAUGCUUCCGUCACAGGAAGCAGGAAAACGUUCCCGUUGUAGAUUCUCCUGAGUUUGUGCCUUUGGGUGAAGAUAUUCCUGGUUUUCCUGUAGGAAACCAACUUGUACUAACUGCACCACAUGUCGUCAUGAAGAGACGCAUACGCUGUAAAUAAGCUUCACUACAGCAAUAAUUUCCAUGGAAACCACUUAUGAUGCAUGGCUCCUGUUUUUGUUUUGUUUUAGGUUAUUAGUUUUAUUUCCUGCUCUACAAUAUUUAUAUCCAGUUAAGUUUUGCCGUGUAUGACGUAUGUAUGCUGAUGUACAUAUUUACACAUCUGGUUCUUUCACCUGUGAUCCGACUUUGCAGAACUUGAAAUAAACUGUCAGACUUA